Molecule: messenger RNA, 855 nt
Organism: Penicillium roqueforti
Lineage: Eukaryota; Fungi; Ascomycota; Eurotiomycetes; Eurotiales; Aspergillaceae
Product: OPA3 family protein
Exons: 2
Coding region: 1-855 (284 amino acids)
Biological process (GO): regulation of lipid metabolic process
Cellular component (GO): mitochondrion
Source: RefSeq, a predicted model, not a curated record
AUGUCGUUGACUUUGAAGCUCUCCUCCUUGGCAAUCCGGACCCUGUCCAAGCCCAUCGCUUCUCAAAUUAAAGCCCAGGCCCGCGAACAUGAACGGUUUCGCAAUAUCUGCGUGUCUAUAGCCCAGGCUCUUCACCGAUUCGAUAUGCGUCUUAGACUAGGCUCCCUGCGCGAUACUGCCGCCUCACAGCGUCAAGCCAUCGCCGCCGCCGAAGCGCGAAAACACAAGCUUUCAAUCCCCACCGUUCGGAACGCCGCCGACACGAAAGCCGCCGAGGAGGCAGAGGCCAAGGCCAAGGCUGCGGCUGAAGACGCGGCCAAGCCUCAACACUAUCAUAUCCGUCCCCUCUCCGAGUCGAAAGCUAUCGAGUCCGGUGCCAAUUUCAUCUCCGAGUCCUUCCUCUUCCUUGUUGCUGGAGGUCUGAUCCUAUUUGAGUCAUGGCGGUCACGGAGCAAGGAAAGCACCCGCCGGGAAGGCGUCGAGGGAAGACUAGCAGAUCUAGAACAAUCCGAACAGGCCGCACGCGAAGCUCUGCUGGCACUAGAAAAGGAGGUACUGCAGCUCAGAGCGAAGCACAGUGACUUGCCUAAGUUGCACACGAAGAGGAUUCUGUCUCCUGAGAUAUAUGAACAAGCCGGAGAGUCGGAUACGCCGGACAUCGUACAUGGGUGGCUCUCACGACUUGCCUCGUACAUUCCUUUCGGUCAACGCGCCGAGGAGACGGCCGAGCCUGCGCCUGUUACCCAGCCUACAGCAGAAAGGGCUACCGCAGAAAAGGCUGCAUCGACAUCCCAAACCCAGGAACACUCUGCAUCAGCCAGUCCGACAUCAUCACCUGCAUCGAAAAGCUCGUGA